Molecule: messenger RNA, 7094 nt
Organism: Magallana angulata
Lineage: Eukaryota; Metazoa; Mollusca; Bivalvia; Ostreida; Ostreidae
Product: activating signal cointegrator 1 complex subunit 3-like
Exons: 42
Coding region: 197-6799 (2200 amino acids)
Molecular function (GO): nucleic acid binding; ATP binding; ATP hydrolysis activity
Source: RefSeq, a predicted model, not a curated record
UGCAGUCUCACAGUUGUGCAAGAUGUAAUUUAGCCGAAUACACGUGAAGAUGGUGAAACAGUGCUGAAACCCCCAACAGUUUGGAGAAUAUUUGAUUCACAGAUCUAUCGGCAAGUUCACCGUUGUAUUGACUUUAAAAUUCACGGGAGUUUUAAACCGAACUUCAACAAAAAAUCGACAACAUAAGUGAACAGGUAUGAGUUCUCUGCCUCGACUUUCCGUAGCUCUAAGAGCAUUUGCCAAUGUGAGUUCUAAUAAAGAAAAAUCUGCGUCGGAUCUGCAGCGCGAGCUUAUAAAUAAGCGACAAUUACUUGCCAAGCAACACACAGAUACUGUGAGUUGGAAACGUCUGAAGGAAAUAAUCACAAAGGAGGCUGAUGUACCUCAACAGGAAGUGGACGGAGCUCUCAGAGAACUGACACAAUACGUCAAAGCUAUAGUGGGAUCAGAAGCCAGCUUUGAGACUGUAGAGAGCUCUGCAGCCUUUAUAUUUGAUCUUCUGAAGUCGGUCAGUAUCGUGGGGAAGAAAGAAACCACAAGACUGCGACAGGUCUUUGGACCUUUCCCUGCCUCUGCAGCCAGCAAUGCCUGCUCUUUGAUCAACAAGAUAGGGUCAUGGUUACCAGAAAAUACCCUGGAUUCCCUGGGUAACCAGGACAGACAGGAAGCGGACGGGGAGGCAAGCGUGACAGAGUUCGGGAAGAACAUCAAGUUCCAGGGGCUGAGGCGGGGUCAGACCCUCGAGGAAGAUGUGCUCAGUUCAGACUCCGAUGAUGAGGACAGAAGAGAACUUGACCUCAAGUACAUAGCAUCCCCCAAAAAACCCAUCGCACCCAAGAAAGAGUCCCCAAACAAAGACAGUUUUGACUCUUCAUGGCUACAAAGGGAGGUCACCCAAUACUUCCCUGGGGAGGAGACAUAUCUAGGAAUGAGUAAAGAGGACCUGUGCUCCACCAUUUUUGAUGUCCUGACAGCCUCCAACUCCGACGAACAGCUGCAAAAUGAUCUAUUUGAGUUCCUAGGUUUUGACAGAUUUGAACUGAUUCAGAGUUUGAUUCAGAACAAGCAGAAAAUAAUUGAGGGGGCCUUAACUCAACCAGAGGCAAAUAAACAAACAAGAGCCAAAGCUGAUGGAGGAAACCGCCCGCCCGUGACCAGACCAAACUAUGGCUGUCAGGUUACUGUACAGACGGAGAAUGAGCGUCAGAUGAUGAAGAUAAUGAGGAGGGAGGAGAAAAAAGAGAAGAGGAAGAAUGAAGAAGGUGAAGAAGACGUGGGCUUCCUGUUUGAUCCUGUUUAUCUCAGGGCUCAGAGAGAGGCAGCUCUUAGAGCCCCACAGCCAAUGUUCAGCGGAGGGCGAGGAAACUAUGCCCCGCGGGAGAAGUAUCCUUUUGUGUUUGAUUCGAUGGAAGAGGCACGGCAGUCCUCUGCCUUCAUAGGAGGAGUCAAGAUGGUUUUGCCGGACAGUUUCUCCAGGAAGUCCACCAAGCUGGCGGAGGAGGUCCGUAUUCCCCACACUGAGGCCCAGGCCACAAACGUAGGCAACCAGAGGAUAAAGAUUGAAGACCUGGAUGAGAUCGCUCAGCUGGCCUUCAAAAACACCAAAGCUCUGAACCGUAUUCAGUCUGUUGUGUUCGACGCAGCGUAUAAAACAAAUGAGAAUUUGUUGAUCUGUGCCCCGACUGGAGCAGGAAAGACAAACAUUGCCAUGUUAACCAUCCUCCAUGAGAUGAAGCAGCAUAUCUCCCAGGGUGUCAUCAAAAAGGACGAGUUCAAGAUAGUGUAUGUGGCACCGAUGAAAGCUCUGGCCGCUGAGAUGGUGCGUAACUUUGGGGGACGACUGGAGCCUCUUGGGAUAUCUGUUAAAGAACUCACUGGAGAUAUGAAGCUGUCAAAGUCUGAAAUCAUCAAGACACAGAUGUUGGUGACAACACCUGAGAAGUGGGAUGUUGUGACCCGGAAGAGUACAGGGGACGUCGCCUUGACCCAGCUGGUCAAGUUACUAAUUAUAGACGAGGUCCACCUUCUCCAUGAUGACCGAGGCUCGGUGAUAGAGAGUCUGGUCGCUAGGACCAUCAGACAGGUGGAGAGCUCCCAGAGCAUGAUCCGUAUCCUGGGCUUGUCCGCCACCCUCCCCAACUACAUCGACGUGGCCCGAUUCCUCCACGUUAACCCCUAUGUCGGGCUCUACUUCUUUGAUGGGCGCUUCAGACCUGUGCCCCUAGGACAAACAUUUGUAGGAAUAAAGGCAACGAGUAAGGUGCAGUUUUUACAGGACAUGAACACUGUGUGUUAUGAUAAAGUCUUGGAGCAAGUCAGACAGGGCUACCAGGUGAUGGUGUUCGUUCACGCGCGAAACGAUACAGUCAGAACGGCCAUGGUGCUUCGAGAUUUAGCCAAAAAUAACGGGGAGAUGGGAUUUUUUGCCCCGGAACAGUCUGCUCAGUAUGGACAGGCGGAAAAAUCAACGUUGAAAUCUCGAAACAAACAGCUGAAGGAGCUGUUUCCGGACGGAUUUGGAAUCCAUCACGCGGGCAUGCUCCGACAGGACAGGAACUUGGUGGAGAGGUACUUUGCUGCGGGACACAUUAAGUGUCUGGUGUGUACGGCGACCCUGGCCUGGGGAGUUAACUUACCCGCCCAUGCAGUCAUCAUCAAGGGAACAGAAAUAUAUGACUCUAAGAAGGGAGCCUUUGUGGACCUGGGUAUUCUAGAUGUGAUGCAGAUCUUUGGUCGCGCUGGGAGACCUCAGUUUGACAAGUUUGGACACGGAACAAUUAUCACUGCCCAUGAGAAGCUCUCCCACUACCUCUCUCUGAUGACACGACAGAACCCUAUAGAGAGUCAGUACAUUAAUAGUCUGACUGACAACCUCAAUGCUGAGAUAGCACUGGGGACAGUGACCAACAUUGAGGAGGCGGUCAAGUGGCUGAGUUACACCUACCUCUACGUCAGAAUGAGGUGUAAUCCUCUAGCUUACGGCAUCAACUACAACACACUGGAGACUGACCCUAUGCUGGAGCAGCAUCGGCGAGAUCUUAUCGUGGACGCUGGGAGAAAACUGGACAAGGCACAGAUGGUGCGGUUCGAUGAGAGAACAGGAUAUUUCGCCUCCACAGAUCUCGGCCGCAUUGCUAGUCACUUCUACAUCAAGUAUGACACAGUGGAGGUGAUAAAUGAACAUCUGAAGCAGAUCAUGACAGAAGCUGAUGUGUUUGCUGUGGUGUCCAAGGCACAAGAGUUUGACCAAAUUAAGGUGCGAGAUGAUGAGCUGGAGGAACUAGACGGCAUCCACCACGACAUCUGUGUGAUGCAGGUCCCCGGGGGGUCAGAAAACACGUAUGGGAAGGUCAACAUCCUGCUACAGGCCUACAUCUCACGUCACUACAUGGACGCCUUCUCACUGGUGUCAGACCAAGCCUACGUUGCCCAGAAUGCUGGUCGUAUCAUACGCGCCCUGUUUGAAGUAGCUCUAAAGAAGGGCUGGCCUGUGAUGGCGGGGCGUCUCCUCAACUUGUGUAAGACCAUAGACAAGCGAUUAUGGGGCUUUGAGAAUCCCCUGCGACAGUUUCCCCUCCUGACCAAUGAGAUCCUCAACAAGCUGGAGGCCAAGAAGAUGACCGUCGACAGGCUGAAGGAGAUGGACCCCAAGGAGAUAGGUCACAUGGUUCAUCAUCCCAGAAUGGGGGGAGUUAUAAAGCGAUGUGUGAACCAAAUUCCUCUACUAGAUCUGGAGGCCAGUAUCCAGCCAAUCACACGGACCGUACUGAGAGUGCGGCUCAACAUCCAACCAGAAUUCAAGUGGGACGACAAGGUACACGGAGCUACAGCUGAGUCGUUCUGGAUCUGGGUGGAGGAUCCGGACAACAAUCACAUCUACCACUCGGAGUACUUCCUUCUACACAAGAAACAGGUGUUGAGUGGGGAGGCCCAGCAGCUUGUGUUCACUAUUCCUAUAUUUGAGCCCCUCCCCUCCCAGUACUAUGUGAGGGCGGUGUCUGACCGAUGGCUUGGCUCCCAGAGUUCCUGUGCAAUAUCAUUCCAACAUCUCAUCUUACCAGAAAGACAUCCCCCUCAUACAGAGUUACUUGACCUGACCCCCCUCCCUAAGUCGGCUUAUGAUGACCCCGCCCUGGAGGCCCUGUACAAGUUCUCCCACUUUAACCCCAUACAGACCCAGAUCUUCCACGUCCUAUAUCACACAGACACCAACGUACUGCUGGGGGCUCCCACAGGGUCUGGGAAAACGGUCGCAGCUGAGAUGGCUAUAUUUAGAGUGUUCAGGGAAUACCCCAAAGCAAAGGCUGUGUAUAUAGCUCCAUUGAAAGCCUUGGUAAGAGAAAGAAUGGAGGAUUGGAAAGUCAGGAUUGAGCAAAAACUGGGAAAAAAAGUUGUUGAGUUGACAGGAGACGUCACCCCUGACAUGAGAGCUGUGGCCAAUGCUGACCUGAUAGUGACCACGCCCGAGAAGUGGGACGGGGUCAGUAGAAGCUGGCAGACCAGGAGCUAUGUCAAGGCUGUGGCCCUGCUGGUCAUUGAUGAGAUCCAUUUACUGGGGGAUGACCGAGGACCCGUGUUGGAGGUGAUCGUUUCCCGUACAAACUUCAUCUCCUCCCACACAGAGAAGCCCGUCCGUGUGGUGGGGCUGUCCACCGCCCUGGCGAACGCCCGCGACCUGGCUGACUGGCUUGGAAUCAAACAGAUGGGGCUGUACAACUUCCGUCCGUCUGUCCGCCCCGUUCCCCUAGAGGUCCACAUCCACGGAUUCCCCGGACAACAUUACUGCCCGCGUAUGGCCACCAUGAAUAAGCCAACCUUUCAGUCCAUAAAAACCCACUCCCCAGAGAAGCCUGUGCUGGUGUUUGUGUCGUCAAGGAGACAGACACGCCUGACUGCCCUUGACCUGAUUGCGUUCUUGGCCGCAGAGGAUAACCCCAAACAAUGGCUACACAUGGAGGAGAUGGAGAUGGAGAACAUCAUAUCAGGAAUCAAGGACACCAACCUUAAGUUGACCUUGGCCUUUGGGAUCGGUCUCCAUCACGCCGGACUAAUAGAGCGAGACAGGAAAGUGUGUGAGGAACUGUUUGUCAAUCAGAAAAUACAGGUUCUAAUAGCGACCAGCACCCUAGCCUGGGGGGUCAACUUCCCAGCCCAUCUAGUUGUCGUCAAGGGAACAGAAUACUUUGACGGAAAAACUCGACGCUAUGUAGAUUUUCCAAUCACAGAUGUGCUACAAAUGAUGGGGCGGGCCGGGCGUCCCCAGUUUGAUGACCAGGGUGUGGCCAUGAUUCUGGUCCACGACAUCAAGAAACACUUCUACAAACGAUUCCUGUACGAACCUUUCCCUGUGGAGUCCAAUCUGUUGGAGGUACUACCCGACCACAUGAAUGCAGAGAUCGUGGCAGGGACCGUCACCUCUAAACAGGACGCCAUGGACUACAUCACAUGGACCUAUUUCUUCCGCCGCCUUGUCCAAAACCCCACGUACUACAAUUUAGAUAGCACAGACUUUGACUCCAUCAACAAGUUCCUGUCCUCUUUAGUUGAAAAGGCCUUAUAUGAACUUGAAUGUUCCUACUGUAUUGAGGUGGAUGAUGAUCAGCGAGGUGUGCACCCAAUGACCCUGGGGAGGAUCUCCUCUUACUACUACCUCAAUCACAAGACCAUGAGGAUGUUCCGGGACGAACUCAAGUCCGAGUGUACCAUGCCAGAGCUGAUCGAGGUCCUCUCUAAUGCAGAGGAGUAUGCACAGUUACCUGUCCGACACAAUGAGGACCAGAUUAACAGUCAGCUGGCCCAGAAGGUGCCCCUGGAGGUGAACCCCCACACCUACGACUCCUCCCACACCAAGACCCACAUCCUGCUACAGUGCCACUUUGGUCAGCUGCCCCUCCCCUCCACCGACUACAACACGGACACCAAGUCUGUGCUGGAUCAGGCCAUCAGAAUCCUGCAGGCCAUGCUGGAUGUGAGUGCAGACGAGGGCUGGCUAGUCACCUCCCUACGAAUCACUCAGCUCAUACAAAUGGUCAUCCAGGGACGCUGGUACCAUGACAACGCCCUCCUGACCCUGCCUCAUAUGACACCAUUUCACAUCAGCUGUCUAAACAGUAGGCCAGGUGGAGAAGGUGCUAAGCGGAAAGGAUUUCCCAACAUUCAGGGUCCCAUUCAGACUCUCCCAGAAUUCCUAGCAGUGUGCGAUGGUAAAUUUGAUGCUGUCUUGGCGAUGCUAGGGGAGGACAUGACAAGGAAUCAGCUGGAUCAGCUUUACCAGGUCAUGGGCACUCUCCCUCAGGUCGAGGUCAACAUGGAGGUCAAAGGUUGGUGGGAAGGAGGUGAAGGUCAACAGGAAGCUAGGAAGGUCAGCAAAGCACACACAGGUGGACGUAGACCAGACAGUGACUGGAUCCAGGUCCAUGCUGACCAGGAGUAUGUCAUAGAGGUCACACUUAAGAGACUUAACAAGUUCAAGAAAAGAGACAGCAAAGCCCAUGCUCCUAGAUUCCCCAAGCCAAAAGACGAGGGUUGGUUUUUGAUCAUUGGAGACAUAGAGAAUCGCGAGGUGGUGGCAUUGAAGAGGGUAGGAUACCUCCGAGGUGCUUCCCGGCAGAGUCUGGCCAUCUACACCCCCGAGACCCUCGGGCGGGUCAUCUACACGCUUUACCUGAUGAGCGACGCAUACCUUGGCCUGGAUCAGCAGUACGACAUCUGUCUGGAUAUCAUUCCGGCUAGUAUAGAGACCCAGGUCAACACCGAAAUAUCUAAUGAACUCAAUGAUCUGGAUUUCAGUGACUCCUGAUAGGUGAUCUGGAUUUUGAUGAAUGUGAUUUUGGAUCUGGAUUUCAGUGAUUUCCUGUUAGCUGAUUUGGAUUUUGAUGAAUGUGAUUGGUAAUCUGGAAAUCAUUGACUAAUAUAUAGGUUGUUUGGAUUGGGAUGAAUGUUAUAUUGAGUGAUCCAGAUUCCUGUAAACAAGGACCUGCACUGUGAUAUUGUUACGUGCCGUAAAAUAAUGCUACAUAUGGGGACCGUCAAAGGUUAUUAAGAAAUCAUGUAAAAACUGAUAAUGUUUGUCAAAUAAAAAUCAAAGCAUUGUU